CAAAACCAACUGCGUUAGAAUACCGAAAAACAUUUCGAGUGAAAAUUGCCACAUUUAUCGUGUUUAACAAUGAUCCUGAUGAUCACAUUGUUGGUCUUGCAAAGCUUCCCUGAGGUACAUCCUUAUAACAUUCUAAUGAUAGCCCCGAUAGAUUCCUUAAGCCACACCAGGAUGUUCGAGGAACUGGCUAAAGCUCUCGCUGUCAAAGGCCACCAGGUGGAUCUGCUGUCUCAUUUUCCUUUGGAGAACCUUAAUAUGGAAGGAAUAAGCCACAUUAACUUGGGAAGCUCAAACAUGUUUCUUAACAGCUUCUCAGUCAAAUUGCUUGGACGAAGCUUCAUUGAUAUUGUAGAUAAGAUGCUAUUCAAACCAGGUCAUCAACAAUGCCUCCUUCUCUACAACAACCCCCAGUUCGAAAAGCUUAAAAACGCCACAAAAAAAUACGAUUUAUUCAUAACCGAAUUCUUUACCUCGGAAUGCGUCUUACCGUGGGCGUGGCACUUUAAUAUCCCAAGCGUCCUGGUAAGUACGAGCUUACCCUUGCCCUGGAACAACGAGAGAUUCGGGGUACCGGAUAAUCCGUCGUACGUUCCCAAUUAUUAUGGGGAUUUUGGGGCGGAAAUGACGUUAUUCCAGAGGGCGCAGAACGUUUGGCAGUACGCAGUCGCACGUUACAAAUUUUGGCGUAGUAUGAACCAAGCAGACCAAGUAGCGCGUGCGUUCUUUGGCCCCCAAAUGCCCCCAUUAGAAGAAGUAGCCUACAACAGCAGUCUGCUCCUUAGCAACACUCACUUCAGCAUUCACGACGCCCGCCCUUUACCUCCUAACGUAAUCGAGAUCGGUGGGUUGCAUAUAAACCCCCCAAAGCCUUUGAGUAAGCACUUGGACAAGCUGUUGGACGGCAACCCGCAAGGCACCAUAUACUUUUCCAUUGGAUCGAUGUUUGCCGCUGAGACUUUUCCGGAUGAAACUCUUCAGGGUAUUUUAGACGCCUUUGCGCAGCUGCCUUAUGACGUCAUAUGGAGGGUAAACGUCGCCAACUUGAGUAAAAACCUUAAUUUCUCCAAAAAUGUCCAUUUGGAGAGUUGGGUGCCACAGCUGGACUUAUUAUGUGACCCUAGGGUGAAACUGUUCUUCUCCCACGGAGGUAUAAUGGGCAUGCAAGAGAGUAUUUAUUGCGGGGUACCCAUAUUGAAUUUCCCGAUAAUAGCGGAUCAAAGGCAUAAUAGCCGACAUGCUGAGUUAAUGGGUUUCGGCUUGGUACUCGAGGAUAUCAGUACAGCAUCGAUUCUGGAUGCUUGCGGUACGCUUUUGAAUGACUCCAAGUAUGCUGGGAAUGCUAAAAAGGCUUCCAGAGAGUUUCUGGAUAGACCCUUAUCGGCGGCAGAUACGGCAACGUUCUGGAUCGAGUACGUCAUAAGGAACCAGGGUGCACCGAAAAUGCAGAGUUAUGCCAAAAGACUUCGUUGGUAUCAGUAUUAUAUGCUGGAUUUACUCGUUUUAGUUGUAACAAGCUUAUGGGCUUUACUGUAUUUGUUGGUUUUAGGUGUGAGGUUUGUUUUGAACAGAAGACGUAACCAGAAGAAAAUAAAGCAAAACUAGUGUCGA
This is a messenger RNA of Anthonomus grandis grandis, 1608 nucleotides long. Its product is annotated as UDP-glucosyltransferase 2-like. Gene Ontology annotation, molecular function: UDP-glycosyltransferase activity. NCBI's taxonomy places the organism in Eukaryota, Metazoa, Arthropoda, Insecta, Coleoptera, Curculionidae. The transcript is spliced from 5 exons. The record is from RefSeq and is a predicted model, not a curated record. The coding region runs from base 70 to 1602 and encodes 510 amino acids.